Strongylocentrotus purpuratus (purple sea urchin) is the source of this 4144-nucleotide messenger RNA. RefSeq names its product SUMO-activating enzyme subunit 2 (gene uba2). Gene Ontology annotation, cellular component: SUMO activating enzyme complex; cytoplasm. The coding region runs from base 33 to 2030 and encodes 665 amino acids. Gene Ontology annotation, molecular function: SUMO activating enzyme activity. Gene Ontology annotation, biological process: protein sumoylation. The transcript has 18 exons. The record is from RefSeq and is a predicted model, not a curated record. Lineage: Eukaryota; Metazoa; Echinodermata; Echinoidea; Camarodonta; Strongylocentrotidae.
CCGAACUGAUUGUUAUUUAUCACUCGCCCAAAAUGGCUACGUCCAUUGAUGGAAUUCUGCCUGGAAAACUAGCAAGUUCUGUGUCGAAUUCCAAAAUUUUGGUGGUAGGGGCCGGUGGAAUAGGAUGUGAGCUUCUCAAGAAUUUGGUUUUAACUGGCUUUAGGACCAUUGUGGUGAUUGAUUUAGAUACCAUUGAUGUCAGCAAUCUCAACCGGCAGUUUCUGUUCCAGAGGAAGCAUGUUGGCAAAUCAAAAGCUCAGGUUGCAAAAGAGAGUGUGUUGACAUUCAAUCCUGAUGUCUCAAUUGAAGCUAAGCAUGACAGUGUAAUGAACCCAGAAUACAACCGUGAUUUUUUCAAGCAGUUCACCUUGGUGCUUAAUGCUUUAGAUAACAGAGCUGCUAGGAAUCAUGUUAACCGGAUGUGUCUUGCAGCUGAUGUACCACUGGUGGAAAGUGGCAGUGCUGGUUAUCUCGGUCAGGUGACUGUCAUCAAAAAGGGUCUAACCGAAUGCUACGAAUGCCAACCAGCUCCACCCCAGAAAUCCUUCCCAGGAUGCACUAUACGAAACACUCCAUCUGAACCUAUACACUGCAUCGUAUGGGGAAAGCAUUUAUUCAAUCAGCUGUUUGGAGAGGAAGAUCCAGAUCAAGAUGUAUCACCUGACACUGCUGAUCCUGAGGCAGCAGGAGACGCAGGUCAGCAAGCAGUGGAUCAUAUCCCAACUAUGGAUCAUGGUAAUGUCAUGAGAGAAUCAACCAGGACUUGGGCUCAGGAAUGUCACUUCAAUGCUGAGAAACUUUUCAGAAAGUUUUUCCAUGAGGAUAUCAAGUAUCUUCUGUCAAUGGAGAAAUUAUGGAAGAAGAGGAGAGCCCCUACCCCUCUCGACUGGAAUCAUUUGCCAGACACCGGAGAGUUGAGCAACACUAAGGGUAACUUACUGAAGGACCAAAGACAGUGGAAUCUGCAGAAUUGUGUGAGAGUGUUUGCAGAGAGUCUAGCUGAUCUACACCUUCAAAGUAAGGACAGAGGAGAGCUUGUAUGGGACAAGGAUGACCCAGCUGCAAUGGACUUUGUAGCAUCUACUGCUAACAUCAGAUCACAUAUUUUUGGUAUUCCUAUGAAAACAAGAUUUGAUAUAAAAUCAAUGGCAGGUAACAUCAUUCCAGCUAUAGCUACAACCAAUGCUGUCAUCGCAGGACUCAUUGUGAUUGAAGCACUCAAAGUUCUCUCAAACAACAUGGACAAAUGUAAAACGGUGUACAUGACUCGGUUUCCUAAUUUCCGGAAGAAGCUGUUAGUCCCAUGUGUGUUGAUACCACCCAAUCCUAACUGCUAUGUAUGUGCAGAUAAACCUGAGGUGACCAUUAAACUGAACACAAACUCAACAACAGUCAGAGUAUUGCAAGAUAAGAUAUUGAAGUCUGCUUUGGGAAUGAUUGCCCCUGAUGUAGAAAUCCAAGAUGGCAAAGGAACCAUUAUUAUUUCUAGUGAGGAAGGAGAGACAGAAGAUAACAUGUACAAAAUGCUGAGUGAAUUCAAGAUUAUCGGUGGAAGUCGCCUGAAAGCUGAUGAUUUCCUUCAAAACUAUGAGCUUGUCAUCAAUAUCCAAUAUGAAGAAGCUCUUGAGGAAGAGGCUGAGUUUGAGGUUGUUGGUAAGCUACCUGUUAUUCACAAGGAGGCAGAAGCAAAGUCUGAUCAGAAGGACAACCAAUCAGUAGCACAGGCUGAAUCCCAUGACCAAGUAUCAUCAACCAAUGGCAAUGAAGAAGUGGCUGGCCCUUCUCAAGAGAGCACAAACAACGUAGAGGAUGAUGAUGACGACUUCAUGAUUAUAGAGGACGAGGAUGAAGAAGAAGUAAUUGUUGAGGAAGAAAAGAUGGAGAUACAUAGUGAUGGUGAUUCUAGGAAGAGGAAGUUAUCUGAGGAUGUUGUAUCUACCACUGGAGAUGAUACACCUUUCAUCAAGAAACCUAAAAUAACCAAUCAGGAAUCGGCUGAAUGUGAAGACAUUGUCAUGCUAGAUGACUAAAGCUACACUCAUAAUGCUCUAGGGCAUUUCACACGGUAUUGCUCGUGUGUUAUCUACCUUUUAACAUCAAGUUUCAAAUGAAAAUGGCACAUAAUCAUUAUAACAUUGAUUUUGUUUACGUUAGUCUAACACUACAGUUGGAAAUAUGUAGUUACUAAAAAUGAAUGUAAACUAAUUCUUUUUGUAAUUUUUUUUGUAGGGCAGUUUUUCUUCUUCUUAAGAUUUAUCAGAUAAAACAAAUGAUAAAUUCAAUAUACUCUGUAUAAACGUUUCUAAUACAGCUUAGGCUCCUAAGAGAGAUUUUACACAAAAUCACAUUUUUGAUAUUCUGUUUUUAUGUGACUCUGAUUUAAAAACAUGCAAGAAGGCAUGUGAUAUUGAAAAUUUACUAUACUUACCCCCCCCCCCCCCCCUCAAAAUAAAGAACAGAAAAAAGGGAUCAUUGAGCUGAGAUUGUCAAGUCAAGAGUAUGAGAAGAGCUUGUGAUUUAUUUAAAAACUUAAAAUUGUAAUGCACUCAUGAUAAAUACUUUUUAUUGUAUUAUUUAGCAAACUUUUUUUGGAGGGGGGGGGGGGUGGUAGUUUAGGUCAUUAUUUAUAUAACUCUAGUAUGUCAUAAAUCAUGCUUUAAUUAAAAGCAAAAUCUUCAGAUAAAAUCAUAACUUUUAUCAUGAUUUAUAGUUUGAAUAAAUAUUUUGGAUAAAUUAUGAUGCUUCAUGUUUGGCUUCUCAAAGUGCAGGUAUGGUUUCGGUGAACCUCAAAAGGCAGCCAGAUUUCUGUGAUUUCAUACCCACAUUUGCUUUUCUUUAAAACUAAAAUUAGAAGUAAGAUAUGAUUUAAAUCUCCAGUCGGGGCCUACAUUAUCUUUUGUGCUCCCCUUAAAGUCGCUAUUGGAUUCAAAGUAAACAGUUAUUUUUUCAUAUUUUUGUAUCAGUGAAUUUACAUUAUUUGUAAUGUAUUUUCUAUUAUUAUGAAUCAGGUAUCAGGAUUUUGUCAGUUCAGAUGAAAGGCAAAUGAAAUCAUUCUAAAUAUGCCAUUAUGUAAAAUGCUUCUCUUUGUGUAGAUAAAUAGGGUCAUCCAAAAUUUAAGCUUGCCCAGUAUGUUGCCUAUUGCCCCUUGUACAAAUUUAUCAUGUACUUAAUGAUAAUUUCAAUAAUGAUACAGUGCUUUAAUAGAAACAUUUGUAUUAAGCCCUACAUAAGUAUGAAAUCACAAUCACCGAAAUAAACAUGAUUGCACAAAAGCCAAGAUCAAAAUUAACGGCCGGUCAGACCUAAAUGAUAACAAUGAUAGCAGUAAAUCGUUCCUAACUUGCUUUCCUGUUCUUUAUGUAGGAGAGGCAUUGAAAGUUAUUGUAGGUCAGACCUGAAUUGUUUAUGCUAAUGAACCUAAACACCCCCCUCUAUGAUUUUAAUCAUCUUGUUGGGAUUGCUCAGUGAUUCUCUAAUUAGGUCAGCCCUUAACAAUAAGAUCUGUGAGCCCAUCAUUGCACUUCUUUGAUGCACCUGUUAUAAUACGUUUGUGCAUUAUCUAUCCAUUUUGAUGGAAAGAAAAAGAUAGUGAAAAGAGGGUUAUUUUCUCAUCAUGAAAGUAAGCCUGUAUGAUGCGAGUAGUGUAUAUCUAGGGAGGGGGCAGGAUCUUGUUUAAAACAUGCCUGCCUGAAUAUCCUUUUAAGUAGGGAAAGUGGAUUAUAAAUGUAGUCCCAAUUACUAUCUUCUAGGCAAUGCCUGUUAAAAUCAAUUCAGUGAUAGUCAGACUCAGAUUCUAAUCUACAAGUUAAAUGUUGAGAUGGCAACAAAAUAAUUUGAUUUACCAGUAUCCAAAAUUUGACAUUGGAAAAGUGUAAAUAUCACUUUUUGCAUAGUUUGGUCAAAAAAAUGAUAAUUGGCUUGUGUGACUUUUAGAGAUAUGCAGAGUUAACUGUUCUCUGGGAUUUAUUGUAAGGUUUACUGUUGUCAAUACCUUGUCAAUACCUUGAACCGUUUUAUAACAAACGGUACACAUCUCAUGUUCAUAUGGAAAGAGAAUGUGAUGUAUAUAAUUAAACAACUUGGGAGGAUAUGCAUGUCUUGUAUAGUGUCAGUAGAAAUAAAAUAAAAAGAAAAAGAAAUCAAA